Messenger RNA from Oryza sativa Japonica Group (Japanese rice), 7785 nucleotides. Lineage: Eukaryota; Viridiplantae; Streptophyta; Magnoliopsida; Poales; Poaceae. The record is from RefSeq and is a predicted model, not a curated record.
AGUUAAUUUGGAUAGGAUGCAAAAAUGAGAGGACAUCCCUAAAGGGAUGCAAGUCUUUCCUGCUAGGAUUAAUUAACAGAGUAGCCAAUAAUUCCAUAGAGCUUAGUUAUAUGUUCCAAGAAUGUGAUGUGAACAAGGGGCAUUAAGAAAAUGAUGACUAUACUACCAGCCAAGUUGUACGAAAUCAACUGCAACUACGCAUAUACCCAACUCCUUAAAGUUUCUUGAUCACAAGAAAAAAAAAACUUAAGAGGACAUCGAUGAGGGUAACCUUAACCACCAGCAUGACCACAACAGCACCAUUCUAAUGGGCAACGUCUGUGUUGGCACAACCUGUAGUUUGUCGAAGAACGGCCUUCUUUGCGCCAUCUGGCGAAAUGGAUCAACCACCACUUCCUCCACCCCAUCCCACCCCACCAUCUCGCGCUCUGUCCCCGUCGUCCAGCCCUCUUCCCCCUCUUCACCGACCUCCGAGCCGCCACCGCCACAGCAGCAGCUCACCUCUACUGCCCCUCCAAGACCAAUUGUUAUCUCUGAGCCAGUGAGAAAGCCAACUCAACCACAUCCCAGGCCGAAACAACCGACCAAACCGCCGCCGUCAUCGAGCACCCAGCCACAGCAGAGGCAUCAGUCUCAGGUCAAGAAGCACAUCUCCAGCGCCGGGUUGCAGGUGGAGUCAGUGCUCCAACAAAAGGCGGAGAAUCUCAAGGAUAGGUACAACCUUGGGCGCAAGCUUGGGCAGGGCCUGUUUGGCACAACAUACUUGUGCGUGGACAAGGCAACCAGAAAGGAGUAUGCGUGCAAGUCGAUCGCAAAGCAGAAGCUCGUCAUUGAUGACGACGUGGAGUUCAUCCGCCGCGAGAUCAGGAUCAUGCACCACCUUGCUGGCCAUCCAAACAUCAUCUCCAUCCGGGGCAGCUACGAGGAUGCCAUGGCGGUGCACAUUGUUAUGGAGCUCUGCACUGGCGGUGAGCUAUUCGACCGCAUCAUCAGCAAGGGAUAUUACACAGAGAGGCAGGCUGCUGAGGUUGCCCGCAUCAUCGUCUCUGUCAUCGAGUCUUGCCACUCUCUCGGUGUCAUGCAUCGCGACCUCAAGCCCGAGAACUUCCUCUUCGUUAGCAACGAGGAGGAUGCGCCACUCAAACUCAUUGACUUUGGCCUCUCCAUAUUCUUCCGCCAAGGCGAGACGUUCACUGACGUGGUUGGGAGCAUGUAUUACGUGGCACCAGAGGUGUUGAGAGGGAAUUAUGGGCAGCAAGCUGAUGUGUGGAGCGCUGGCGUCAUCAUCUACAUCCUCCUUUGUGGCGUACCACCAUUCUGGGCUGAUACAAAGCAGGGGGUAUUUGACAAGGUGCUGCAUGGCAUGCUAGAAUUUGACGCGGAUCCGUGGACAAAUGUGUCGGAAGGUGCCAAGGACCUGCUUCGGAAGGUCCUUGUCCGGGAUCCUAAGGAGCGGCUCACAGCGCACCAAGUACUACGUGUGUUCAGUCCUUCCCCCUCUUCUUCUUUAACUGACUGCAACAGCCAUUCCAGGCAAUCUAACACUACUAUAUUGCUAGCAGGCCAUCCAUGGUUGGAGAUGUGCAGCAAUGGCACUGGAAAAACAACUGAACUCAACGUUGAACACUUGUACGAGAGGGAAGAGAUGUACUACAAAUGAUGAAUGAUGUAUAUGUCAAGACAUGGUAUGUGGUUUAUAUAGAGUAGAAGAUAGAGAUGAAAAAGAAGGAAUGUGAUACAAGAUCAGUCAUAUCCUUGAAUCUCUUUAACAACAAUACGGUCUAACAUUCCCCACUAUCCAAUCAUCAGCAAUGUCAAUGCUUAGGCUAGAGUAGAAACCAAUAAGAGUGUCCAAUAUAGAUAGCCCUUACGUCGUAGUUGAGGUACCCAAAGUAAAGAGUGUUCAAUAUAAGAAGGGUCUUUCCCUGAUUGCUAUGGCAAAGAUAAAUAGUAUUGUGCAUUUUCUGGCAUUUUUAACCGUUAGAUCUGGAAUGAACCACUUAGAUCAAAGUAUUACAUUAAUUCGAUAUAGUAUUUUUUACAUGUUGCAGGAAAAGUGACCCUCCAAUUUUUUCAUGGAGAAGGAACAUAAUUGGUUUGAAAUUAGUGGCCUAGAAUAGUUUAUUAUGACUCCUUGCUACUGUAUAACUAAAACAGGGGCAAGAUAAUUUUAAAUGGAGCUCGACUACUAAUGGGGAGUUCACGAUGAAAUACUAUUGUCUAGCACUACUCCAUAGUGAUGUGCCUAAUUUAAAUAUAUGUCUCUGGAAUUUAAAAGUAUAUCUUAAAGUAAAGAUUUUCCUUUGAUAUUUACGACAGGGAGUUGUUUUAACUAGGAUAAUCUAGCUAAACAUAACUAACAUGGUAAACAAAAUUGUUAUUUUUGUCAGAAUAAUGAGACAAUAAGACAUUUAUUAUUUGAAUGCCAUUUAGCCCAUUUCGUUUGUUAUAUUAUACAUGUCGAGCUAGCAAUCCCUCCACCCCCAUAGUGUUUCGCAUAUGUGUUACUAGGUGGCUUUGAAAUGUUCACAAGGAUUUCAGAAGAUAUGGUCUUUUAGGAGUGGUUGCUACUUGUUGGUUGACAUGGUUAUGCAAGAAUGAUGUGGUUUUUGAUAGAAAAUUUGUUUCCUCUUCUUUGCAGGAUAUUUUCUCAACUAUCCAUUAGCUGUGUAUUUGGGUUGUGCUACAAAAGCCUGUUUCGCAUGAUUUGGUUGUUGCGGCAUGUGUACGCUCGGAGUUGGUGGUGAAAGAGUAUUUUACCUCGCUAGGGACAUGGCUGGCAUUGCAGUCUUAGGAUUGAUGGUCUAUAAUACUUCUUGCACUCCUUUUUUAUAUAAAGUUGAGACUGCGUGUGUUUGGUUAUAUGCAUCUUACUAUAUGUUCUCAGUAUGAUUGCAUUAUCUUGAUGUAAUUGGUUGAGUUCAUUAAAGCUACAUUUAUCUAUAAAAAGGAAAAGUGAUCCUUAAAUAGAGGAUCUAGAUCCUAGAGACAGAUACAAAAAUGAUGUAUUCAUGAAAUCUUGUUCUUGUGUGUGGUUCUAUGACACUACUCCGGAAUACGUUAUUGUAGGUGACCAAAACAUGUUUUCGAAGGCGGCCCAAACUUCACCUACGAUCAAACUACACACUCCAAAAAUCUACAAGACAUUCAUUUGAUUUUCUUAGGCGGCCACCCUAAGAACCCCGCUUAUGAAAAUUGAUUUUUGCAGGUGACACUAUUAAGUCAACUGCUUGAAAAAAAUGGCUUAAAAAAGAAUGAAAACCAAGAUCAAAAUAUCCUCCAAUUCAGAAAUUCAAAUACAAUUUCACCAGGACAAACCCAAACAAGAUUUGUCAAAUUCACGAAACAAUUCAGCCAAGGACAUUGAUGGCAUCCUCUUCAACUUCUUCGGCCAGCGUCUUGGAAAAGAAGCCGAAGAACACCAUCGGCGUUAGUGAGGGAGGGCGGAGGCCGGUCGAGACAAUGAGGACAGCCAAGAGCUUCCUGCUACGAUUAGGAUGAUCGUGACGAAUAAGAGAGGUUCUCGAGGCCCGGCUGCAGAGGAUCCGGGCUCAUGAGGCUCGGCGGCCCUCGGUUUUGCAUGCCAAACUGAUAAGUCCUCCAUGGUAUACAUACCGUUUUAGGUUAGGUAUUGAUAGUCCUAUUUACACUAUUGUACUAUCAAAACUGGAGAAAAUGGGCCUGUGAAGCCAUGUUAAAACCCACCUUGUGGUGUUGGUAUGCUUGAAAUGAAAAGUGGUUUGUAGAAGAUCAUAAUACGGAGUUACGCCUAUCCCUAAUUUCGUAGUCACAUCUAAGGAUAUUCCGUGUUUACUUUCAAUCACUGCGUAAAACCAAAUUUCUAUUACACAUUCUAGGACAAGCCUGGGACACUUCCUGGGGUUGCCGGGCAGUGGCAGACGAACUCCUUAGGUACUUCCAUCUAAGCAUGGUUACCUUGUGACCACGUGCAUAUUGGAACACCCGUAGCCAAGUAAUUAGUUGGUUGAGGUAACCUCAUUUGCCAAGGGUCAUGGAUCACUAGGAUGGUGGCAGAGUAUGUCCAUGGGGUCCUGUGCACAUGAUGCCUUGUGCUUGUAUGAGUUCUAUAUAUGUUGGAAAACCACCCAAAGCUUGUUCAGGUUUUGUAGUGAAUAAUUUGUAAUAAUUAAUAGGUCUCUUGCACUGCCUGGUAUCGAUCAUCUUAAUUGUGCAAACGAUGUAGUUUUUUGUUUCCUUUUUCGCACAUCAUGGAAAACAAUGUUCCAAAGGGAUGUUCCUUCGUCUUUCCUUUCUUGUGAGUUGUGACAAAUCUUGUUUGUUCAGUCCUUUGUCCUUAUUUUUAAGCACAAUUAAUAUCACAGCAAGUGAUCAACCCAUCUUUGGACCAAUGAGCUGUACUUUACUGGUAAAAGCGAGAGACAAUGAAUGCCACUCUUACUCUCAUCACAAUAUACCAGUAUUGGUAGAAGUAAACUAGCAAAAACCACACAAGGAAAAACGAUGGAGCUGCGUGGGGAUUAUAAUAGAGGAGUUCCGUUAUAAUAAUUCCGAAAGAGUUCCGUUAUGAUUCAAGUGUGUCAUAUCUGAUAUGAAUGAGAGGCAUUAGGAAAAUGGUGGCUGUACUAGCAUACAAUUCAUGUUCUAUGAAAUCACCUACGAACACAACCACUAGCUCGGUGACAAGAUGGAACAUUUCUUGUAGGAAGAAAUUCUAGGUGGUAUGGCCUGUACGUCACAAAGGAUCGAGCUCUGCAUGAACUUCUAUGGGCACCACAAGACCACUGCCAAUGACUCAAUGAUAGGCAGUUGCACAAAUCUCAAUGAUUCUUUGGCCCAGCACAAAUUUGAUUGUUGUUCUGCACACUGUUGUGAUUGUGUGACGGAAGCCUGUGUUUUAAUUAAUUAGGAGGUCUGUUGACUACAGAUUUCAAGCUAGCUUAUGUUAUUAUUAAUUCGUGUUGUGCAAAAACAUCCCUACACCCUUGUUCAAGAGGAUAAAAUAAAACUUGUGUUCUCCUUGAACUUUAGAAAUGCUGACGAUUUGCAUUGCUCUAUUCAGGUAAUACAGAAAGAUUCAGAGACAACAUAAUAAUAAGGAAAGCAAAUGCGCAGCUGAGUUGAGUUGAGAUGCAUGAAGCGCAUAUGAAUCAUCUGGUAGUAUAUCACAAGCUAAAGAAAGCCUAUCUGCCAUGAAAGAUGUAACUACAAGUUUCACUUCUACUAUUUCUGAGGGAGGAACUACAAAGUUCUUGCAUGUUUCCUUCUUCAGGAACGGAGAGUUGGAGAGCAGAAGCUCUGCUUGGUCUUCAGCAUCCAUCAGUUUUGCACUUUGCAAACAGAUUUUGUUUGAAUUAUUAACAUUUACAUAACAAUACUCACCUUCCACUCUCAGCAUCAAUGAUUUUCACACUUAUUCACCACCUUGUCUGUCCUGCUGUCUAAUAAUUAUAUAUUUUCUUUCAUUUAUUGAAACUAUUUAUGUUCCUUGCGUUGAGAAGUAUGGGCACGAUGCAGAGAUUGUAAAUAAACAUCCUUAUAUAUUUAUCACCGCAUCUUUUGACCAAUGAGUAUUACCCAUUCUUGAGAAAGUACUGAGAGAUUUUCUACUGUAAAAUUGGUACCUUCAAAUACUAUCUCGAGGUAGAAAAAAUAGUGUAAAAUUUAGGUACCUCGAGAUACUUAUUUUGCAAGUAAAGAAAAAGAGAAUGUCACUCCUACUCUUCAUCACAAUAGAACUGAUAGUACUGUAGUGGUAGAAACAAAGUAGGCACCCACACAUGAAUAAAUUGAUCUGGGAAUUUUAAUAUAGAAAUCGAGCUCGAAUUUUGCUAUAGAGGAUACAAGAAUUCCAGACAGCCUGGCUAUGUCUCGAGAGUGUGGUAUGAAUUGGAGGCAUCAGGAAAAUGGUGGCUGUACUAGCGUACCAGUCAAGUUCUAGAAAGCAACUAUGACUACCACAUAUUUUUUGAUCACAAAGGGCAAAAAUUGGUUAUUGGCAAACAUUCCAGGUGGCACAAUCCAGCAGAGCUAUCUUAGCUCCACAAGCACUUCUACGUGCAAAAAACCGCAUAUACAGGCACUGGCAGAGCUAAAAAACUUUUAGAGCCCAGACAAAUAUUACUACAUUGAGUAUGUGUAUUGCAAAAACUCUAUUUUCAACCACUACAACACCAAAUUUGUAUUACACAUUCGCAAAUUUGUCUGGCAGUGGUGCCACUAUGCAAGAAUCAACUCCUUGAAAAAUUCUAUCUGAUUAUGGCUCCUAUCUGACCACAUACAGACUGAAAACACCGCUGCUAAUUACUAAGUAAUUACUCCUUCCGGUACUAAAACUAUUGAUGUUAUAUAGGCUUGGAACCAGCUGCUAAGUAAUUUACUCCCUCAGGCACCAAUAUUAUUGACGUUUCAGGCUUGGAACCAGAGAAUGCUAAUUGUUGACAUUUUUGUUCAGCAUGUAAUCUUGGACUGGUUGACCCUGAAUGCAUGCAAUUAAAAAAUGUCUCAACAAUAGGGAAUCGAACGCACUAGAUAUAUACAUAGAGAUGUAAUUACAAUUAGCACAGGAUCAUCUUUAAUAUGGACAAAAUAUGGAUAAACACUCUAAUAAAUUACUUCUUGAUAUGUGAGAUCAUGUUCGAAACGUCAAAAAUUUUAUAACCGGAGGGAAUAUAUAGUUUGUUAAGUUAACCUCAUGUGCCAGAGGGUAAUGGAUAGCCAUGCCAGUGAAAGUCACGUGCGUGUAUGAGUUCUUAGUGUUGGAAAGCCCAAACAUUCGUUCGGGCUUUACAUUUGCAGUGAACCAAGAAAAAUAAUGAAUAGUAGUAUGCAGUAAUAAAUAGGUCUACUGCAUUGCCUGGUAUCAAUCAUAUUCAUUGGCGCAAGUGAUUUAAUUCUCUUUUUUUUUUUGCUGUUUUUGCAUAUCGUGAAAACAAUGUUCCAAAGGGAUGUUCCUUGUGAAAAAUCUUGUUUGUUCUGCUCAGUCCAUUUGUCCUUAGCAGGGUUCAAAAUUCCGGAACGAAAUUUUUGGUCAUUUCGGACCCCAACCCCCGGUACGAUAUUAUUUUAGCUGAAAUUUUUAUUUUUUUUUUUUGAAUUUGGUAAUAUUUUAUUUAAAUUUGACCUCCGAUAGAAUCGGCCAAACCAAAAAAUUAAACCCUGAUCCUUAUUCCCUAAGUGUCGUACAAUUAAUGCACAGACUGCAAAUAAAUAAUGGAUGUUUUAUCCUUAUAUAUACAUCACCCAGUCUUUUGCCCAAUGACAAUGAGUAGUUCUUCACUGUUUAAAAAGAUAGAAUAAAUGCCACUCUUUACUCUUCCUCACAACUCAAUAGAUAGUAUUGGUAGAAGCAAUCUACGAAGCUAAACCACAUAACUUAAGGAAAGACAGUUGAGACUAUAAUAGAGGAGGCAAGAAUUCCAGAGUUUUGUUAUGACUUGAUAGUGUGAUAUGAAUAAGAGGCAUCAGGAAAGCUUCUACAAGCAUGGUCUUGAUAAGACGCAAAAGAUCUUGCUGGCAGACAUUCUAAGAUGUCUGGCCUGUAUGUCACAAAGUCUCGUGAAGUCUAGAAAAGUUGUCGAGGAUGAAGCUCCACAUGAACUCUUACAUGCACAAGACCACAGACAAUGAGAAAUUUUGAGAGAAGUUUCUUUGACCAAUCACAAAUCUCAAAGUAGUUGUGCAUACUUUUGCGAAUGUGAAGGAGAUUUGUAUUGUUAUUAAUUGAUAGUAGGUUUGUUAACGACAGAUUUCAAGGCUAUGUUAACAUCAAAUCAUGUUGUGUGUUGUCGAAUGACAACCGCGUCA